Molecule: messenger RNA, 1593 nt
Organism: Fomitiporia mediterranea MF3/22
Lineage: Eukaryota; Fungi; Basidiomycota; Agaricomycetes; Hymenochaetales; Hymenochaetaceae
Product: cytochrome P450
Exons: 10
Coding region: 1-1593 (530 amino acids)
Molecular function (GO): monooxygenase activity; heme binding; oxidoreductase activity, acting on paired donors, with incorporation or reduction of molecular oxygen
Source: RefSeq, a predicted model, not a curated record
AUGGGACCAUUCCUCAACUGGGGCUACCUCGACGCCUUUUUUCUCCUCCUCGCGCUAUGGACACUAUUGAAGCUCAGUCAGGCUGUGCGGAAGCGGGUCAAAACAACCAAAUUGAAUGGUCCUCCUUCCUCAAGUUUGCUCUUCGGUGUUACUAGAGAUAUUGUUAAAGGAGACCAAGGCGUGUUGUACGAGCAAUGGGCGACGGAGUAUGGGCCUGUAUUCCAAAUUCCUACGAUGUUGGGCGGAAGACGAACGAUUCUAGUCGAUCCCAAAGCUGUUGCUCACUUUUAUUCAAGGGAAACGUUCACCUAUGUCAAUAGCAAAUUCUCAAAGAUGGCCAUUUCAAAUCUUAUUGGUAAAGGUCUUUUGUAUGCGGAAGGCGAGAGCCAUCGAAGGCAACGCAAAACCCUCUCACCGGCCUUCAGCAAUGCGGCUAUUCGUAACUUGAUUCACGUGUUCUUCGAUUCUGCAUACAAGGUAAAAACUGCAUGGGACGCGGUUAUUUCUGCUUCAGAUUCCGAUGAAGCAAUCAUUAACGUUCAAAAAUGGAUGAACUGUGUUUCACUUGAUAGUAUCGGUAUUGCUGGAUUCGGCCACGACUUCGGCGCACUGCAUGGAGAGCACUCAGCUAUUGAAGAGCUAUUCGACUCUUUCGGAAAUAUUCCACAAAAUCCCUUUAUAAUAUUACUUGGUUCUGUGUUUCCAUUUCUUAUUAGAUUACCGACCAAGCGCAAGCGCCUGAUUUCGAGGUUGCACAAUACGAUGGAAGACGUCUCAGAAAAGUUGCUUGCGCGGAGUCGGAAGGAAAAGGAAAUAGGUGGCGUUGCUAGCGACACAUCGCGCUCCAUCAUCGGGAGUCUGCUGAAAGCAGAGAAUGCCGACUCUGAACUGAGACUUAGUGGAGAAGAGAUGAAGGUGUUAAUCGUAGCCGGCUACGAGACAACGUCAAUCAGUCUUACUUGGGCUCUUGUCGAGUUGUCAAAACAUCAAGAAAUGCAGGACAAGCUUCGCGCAGAACUAUCUGAGUUCACGAAUAAAGACCCGACAUAUGAUCAAAUCUCGAACGGUCUUCCUUACCUUGACGCUGUAGCGCGUGAGACCAUCCGUCUGCAUCCGCCACUCGGAGUAACAGGGAGAAUAGCAGCGCAGGACGACGUCGUCCCGCUGAGCAAGCCGAUUAUAACGUCCUCUGGUGAAAAAGUCGAUCAUAUCACCCUUGCAAAGGGCUCUCAAGUUCUAGUGCCCAUUCGUAGCAUUAAUCAUUCAGUUGAUUUUUGGGGUCCGGACGCAAAGGAAUUUAAGCCAGAGCGUUGGCUGGAUAACGAAGCUGGGCUGCCAUCUGCAGCUAAGGAAAUACAAGGUUACCACCACAUCCUGUCGUUUAUCGACGGUCCAAGAACCUGCCUUGGUCGUGCAUUUGCCAUUGCAGAAUUCAAGUCCGUUUUGUCCGUACUGAUUCGCAACUAUGUGUUCAACCUACGAGACGGCCCAGAAACGAAAAUCGAUAAGAUCAAUGCGCUUCUUCCUCGCCCGAAGGUUGCCGGCGAAGACGGCUAUACUCUACCAAUGCGCGUACGCCGCUUUGAGUAUUAG